Messenger RNA from Gekko japonicus, 2309 nucleotides. RefSeq names its product mannosyl-oligosaccharide glucosidase (gene MOGS). Gene Ontology annotation, molecular function: Glc3Man9GlcNAc2 oligosaccharide glucosidase activity. The coding region runs from base 104 to 2284 and encodes 726 amino acids. Lineage: Eukaryota; Metazoa; Chordata; Lepidosauria; Squamata; Gekkonidae. Gene Ontology annotation, cellular component: endoplasmic reticulum membrane. Gene Ontology annotation, biological process: protein N-linked glycosylation; oligosaccharide metabolic process. The transcript is spliced from 4 exons. The record is from RefSeq and is a predicted model, not a curated record.
GACGCCGCACCCGGCCGCCCGCGCCCUCCCGGCCAACUGCAGCAGCGCCGCCGCCGCGCCGGGCCUCUUCUGGGGCUCCUACCGGCCCCACGUCUACUUCGGCAUGAAGACGCGCAGCCCGCGCGCCCCCGUGGCAGGCCUGAUGUGGAUGCGGCCGUCGGAGGGGGACGUCCGGCUGCGGCACACCUGCGAGCAGAGCGACCGCCUGGCCCGCUACGGCUGGCUGCGCCACGACGGGCUCCACUUCGGCGCGCAGGAGAUCCGCGACGCCGGCCUCCGCCUGCAGACCGAGUUCGUCAAGCGGCCCGGCGGCCGCCACGGCGGAGACUGGAGCUGGCCGGCAGGCAGGCAUCUAUCUGGGGGGGGGAGAAUGGCGGGGACCCCACCGGCCUUCAUUUCCCUGCUCUUCUAUGUGGCCACUGAUGGACAAGGGACGCUCCAGCCUCUGGUGGUGGAAAAGAACCGCAUGUCCUCUCUGACAGGCACAACGGAAGAGCUGGGGGACUUCACCGUCACCUUCCAGCAGCCCACCAGUGAGAUUGGCACGACUCCGCUCUAUGCCAGCUACAACUACCUACAGGCGAAGGCGGAGGGCCUGCACCGCCUGAGCGAUGUCGUGAAAGCCAGCCUCAGUCCUCGUUUUGUGUAUGCACCGCCGGGGGCCCCCAAGCGCCGCUAUUUUGGUGUAGACGCUUACCGGGGACCGCCCGACGGGGUCGAGCCUCGUAGCCAGCUCCUUGUUCACCAGGUGACCGUGGCUGUGCCCUGCCGACUGGAGGUGCUCUUUGAGUCGGGCAGCGUUGCUGACCGUGCUGGACGUCUGGCGGGAGAGGUGCUGGCGCAAGAGUUGGCCAGGCACAGGGGCGCCUUUGAGGAGCGCUUUGAGAGGACUUUUGGGCUGGCCCGCAAAGGCUUCUCUGCACAGGAGCAGGACUUUGCCAAGGCCGCCUUCAGCAACAUGCUGGGUGGGAUGGGCUACUUCUACGGGCACUCGCUGGUGCAGGCUCCCCACAGUGACCGCCCGCAGCCCUAUCUCGAAGGCCCCCUCUUCACGGCUGUGCCCUCGCGCUCCUUUUUCCCACGGGGCUUCCUGUGGGACGAAGGCUUCCACCAACUGUUGCUGAGCCGCUGGGAUCCAGCCCUGACCCGUGAGGUGCUGGCACAUUGGUUCGACCUCAUGAACGCCGAAGGCUGGAUCCCUCGUGAGCAGAUCCUGGGCGAGGAGGCCCGCACCAAGGUGCCUGCGGAGUUUGUGGUGCAGCACAGCACUGCGGGCAACCCCCCCACCUUCUUCUUAGUGCUGCAGCAGCUCCUGUCCCAGGGCGCCACCGACGUGCCCUACCUGCGGCGCCUCUACCCCCGCUUGCAGAGCUGGUACGACUGGUACAAUCGCACCCAGGCAGGACCCGUUCCCUACGCCUUCCGGUGGCGUGGGCAGGACCAGGACACGCAGCUGUUUCUCAACCCAAAGACUCUGACCUCGGGGCUGGAUGAUUAUCCGAGGGCCUCGCACCCGUCACCAGACGAGCGCCACCUUGACCUGCGCUGCUGGAUGGCGCUGGCUUCAGAUGUCAUGGCCAGGGUGGCCGCGCACCUGGGGGAACCCGCCGGGGACUACCAGCACAUGGCCGAGGCGCUGGCCGACAACCAGCUGCUGGAGCAGCACCACUGGGCGGAAGCCCUGGGCACCUUCGCGGACUAUGGCAACCACACCCAGGCGGUGUUGCUGGAGCGGGAGAGAUUCCAGCCCCCUCCUCCAGGCCAGCCCCUCCCUACCCCAAGGCUUCUGCGCGUGGUUCGCAAGCCCCCCAAGCUGCAGUUUGUCGGGGGCGCCCUGGGCUACGUGAGCCUUUUCCCUUUGCUGCUACAGCUGCUGCGGCCUGAAUCACCACGGCUGGGCGCCCUCCUGGCAGACAUGCGCAGCGAGCAGCAGCUGUGGACGCCCUUCGGCCUGCGUUCCCUCUCGCGCAGCAGCCCUUUCUACCUCAAGCACAACACUGAGCACGACCCCCCUUACUGGCGGGGCCCCAUCUGGAUCAACAUCAACUACCUGGCUGUGCGGGCCCUUCACCACUACGGCCGCCUGGAGGGCCCUUUCCGGGAGGCGGCAGCCGCCCUGUACCGGGAGCUGCGGGCCAACCUCAUUGGCAACGUCUUCCGGCAGUACCAGGAGAGCGGCUACCUCUGGGAGCAGUACCACGACGGCACGGGCAAGGGCCAGGGCUGCUACCCUUUCACGGGCUGGUCCGCCCUGGUCCUGCUCAUGAUGGCGGAGGAGUACUAGCGGCGGUGCAGCUACCGGUGGCCAG